Molecule: messenger RNA, 1206 nt
Organism: Fusarium sp. VM40
Lineage: Eukaryota; Fungi; Ascomycota; Sordariomycetes; Hypocreales; Nectriaceae
Source: the annotation of a GenBank genome assembly
AUGUCGGCUGCUACCACCGACCCGGCCCUUGUUGCCGCUCCCGCCCCGGAUCUCUCUCCAGUUGACGCUGUCCACGACGUCUCACCUGUUGACCACGUCGGCGAUCAUAUCGGCGCAUCACCAAAGGAGAGACAUUCUCUCACUCUCGACCAGCGAAGAGCUCUACGCCGUUGGGCCAAUAGUCAACCUAUUCGCCCUUCGCACAAAGCAUGCAUUGAAUGGUUCUUCUCACGGUAUGGCCAGCAAAUAAGCCAAUCCACUGUGUCACAUUCGCUGUCACCCAAAUACUCGCGUCUAGAUAGUGACAAUCCUCAAUUGUCUGGGUCUCGUCUGCGCUAUGGAAAUUGGCCCGACGUAGAGAAGCUUGUCCUCAUAUGGUACCAGGGGGUUCAAGCAUCAGGUCGCCAACCCACGAAUGAAGAAUUAGGUGACAAGGCAAAGUCCAUUUUCAACCAGCUACCACGAUACAAGGAUGAAAACCCUCCUGAAUUCUCACCUGGCUGGAUUCAUCGAUUCAAGAAACGCUAUGGGCUUUUAAUAAGAAGACAACGUCGCCAUGGCGACGGUGGAAUGAAUCCUGCCGAAGAUAUAUCAUAUCUGGCCGACUGUAUUCCCCGGUUCAUGAGCGUUGCUUCAGACACAAGUCCAGGUGCAAUCAAAGAAGAAGUCCUUCGUGUCGUUGGUAUCGAGCCCAACCUCAACACAUGCGCAUUAGUACGUGAUGAAGUGGUUCGUAGAAUGACAGGCCCCCAGCCGCCGCCGCCUCCUCCACCACCGCCUCCCAUGAUGACACACGAUCAUCCUUCAAUCCCUCCGCCACAACAGGACCAACCCAUGUACGCUGAUGACGAUCCUGAAGUCGUCCUGCAGAAUGCCUUGCGCCAACUUCAGCAAGAGGAACAAGCUGCCGAAGAGCAAGCAGCGGCUGUACGCGAAGAGCGCGAAGAGCGCGAACGCGCCGAGAGGGUCAACAUUGUACCUAGCAGCAUGCUGGCUACUCCAACCGCGCGUGCCACUUCUGUCCAGCGCUACACGGCCACGCCGGCGCAUGAUAUGGGCGCGGAUCUCACCCUCACACCAAUAACUUCAGAGACACCUGUGACUCGCGAUGAUCGGCCCUUGCGAUGUCCUUUUUGUGUCAAUCAACGUAUGCUACGGUCUAUCAAGGAAGCUGUUGAGCACCUGUCCACACACGUUGUUGUAUGA